AUGCAGCAUCAUUCUGAUGAAAUGCAAUCAUCAGAUUACUAUUUCGAUUCAUACGCUCAUUUUGGAAUACAUGAAGAUAUGCUUAAAGAUAAAAUCAGAACAUUAUCAUACAAAAAUGCAAUUCUUACAAAUCAAUCUCUUUUCAAAGGAAAAAUCAUUCUAGAUGUUGGCUGUGGAACAGGCAUUCUUUCGAUGUUUGCUGCAAAAGCCGGUGCUAAACAUGUUUAUGCUGUUGAAAAAUCUAGUAUUAUUGAUUAUGCACGCGAAAUCAUUGACAUCAACGGAUUUGGAGAUAGAAUCACAGUAAUCCAAGGAACUAUUGAGGAAAUUGACUUACCAGAAAAAGUUGAUGUUAUUAUUAGUGAAUGGAUGGGCUAUUGCCUUUUAUACGAAUCAAUGCUUCCAUCCGUACUCAAUGCACGCAAUAGGUUCCUUAAAGAGACAGGAACCAUGUUUCCAACCAAAGCUCAAAUUUACAUUUGCGGUAUCGAAGAUGCGGAAUACCGUGCAAAGAAAAUCGACUUCUGGGAUGAUGUUUACGGUUUCUCAUACGCACCAAUUAAGAAAUGGGCAUUAUUGGAGCCUCUAGUCGAGAAUUGUCCAAAAGAAAGAAUUAUCACCAAUGAUUACAAGCUUUGUGAUCUUGAUUUGAACAAAUGUACCAUUGAAGACCUUACAAUUACAUCGAAAUUUACUUUAGUUCCAUCAGAAGCCCAAACAAUGCAUGCAUUUGUUACUUGGUUCGAUGUUGAGUUCAAGGGACCAAAUACAAUAGUCAUUCUUUCAACAUCACCAUAUAAGAAAGAAACUCACUGGUGUCAGACAAUCUUUUACCUCGAAAAUCCAAUUAAUGUUGACCCAGACACUCCAGUAUUCGGAAAAUUCCACAUGGAACCUAAUCUGAAGAAUCCUCGUGAUCAAGAUUUCGAAAUUGACUGGUCUGUUGAUGGAAAUGACCUUUCUCAACUUUACAAGAUGAGAUGA
Molecule: messenger RNA, 984 nt
Organism: Trichomonas vaginalis G3
Lineage: Eukaryota; Parabasalia; Trichomonadida; Trichomonadidae
Product: arginine omega-N asymmetric methyltransferase protein
Exons: 1
Coding region: 1-984 (327 amino acids)
Biological process (GO): peptidyl-arginine methylation
Cellular component (GO): nucleus
Molecular function (GO): protein-arginine N-methyltransferase activity
Source: RefSeq, a predicted model, not a curated record